Messenger RNA from Rhinolophus ferrumequinum (greater horseshoe bat), 1825 nucleotides. It is a transcript of the gene FMO2, whose product is annotated as flavin containing dimethylaniline monoxygenase 2. Gene Ontology annotation, molecular function: flavin adenine dinucleotide binding; NADP binding; N,N-dimethylaniline monooxygenase activity. The record is from RefSeq and is a predicted model, not a curated record. The transcript has 9 exons. Lineage: Eukaryota; Metazoa; Chordata; Mammalia; Chiroptera; Rhinolophidae. The coding region runs from base 142 to 1749 and encodes 535 amino acids.
CAGCCUCUUCCAACUUUUAAAACCCUUCUGACUGCCUCCCAGCACGCAACCAACAAAAAAACAACUGUGACAGAGAGACUGCAUCAAAAGGCAACAACAUAGUGUAGGAGCAUUGACUGAUCAACUCCUGGACAAGAGACCAUGGCAAAGAAGGUGGCAGUGAUUGGAGCUGGGGUCAGUGGCCUGAUCUCUCUGAAGUGCUGUGUGGAUGAAGGACUUGAGCCCACUUGCUUUGAGAGGACUGAAGAUAUCGGAGGACUGUGGCGGUUCACAGAAAAUGUUGAAGAUGGCCAAGCGAGCAUCUAUCAAUCUGUCAUCACCAACACCAGCAAAGAAAUGUCCUGUUUCAGUGACUUUCCAAUGCCUGAAGAUUUUCCAAACUUCCUGCAUAAUUCUAAGCUCCUGGAAUAUUUCAGGAUUUUUGCCCAAAACUUUGAUCUUCUAAAAUAUAUUCAAUUCCAGACAACUGUCCUCAGUGUGAAAAAACGCUCUGACUUCGCGUCCUCUGGCCAAUGGGAGGUUGUCACCGAGACCAAAGGCCGGGAGCAAAGGGCUGUCUUCGACGCAGUUAUGGUUUGCAGUGGCCAUCACAUCGUCCCUCAUAUCCCACUGGAAGCAUUUCCAGGUAUGGAGAAGUUCAAAGGCCAGUAUUUCCAUAGCCGCCAAUACAAGCACCCAGAGGGAUUUGAGGGGAAACACAUCCUGGUGAUUGGAUUAGGAAACUCUGCGUCAGAUAUUGCAGUGGAGCUGAGUAAGAAGGCUGCUCAGGUAUUUAUGAGCACCAGACAUGGUUCCUGGGUCAUGAGCCGUAUCUCUGAAUGUGGCUAUCCCUGGGACAUAGUGUGGCACACCCGGUUUAGGUCCAUGCUCCAAAGGGUCCUGCCACGAACACUUCAAAAGUGGAUGAUGGAACGACAGAUGAACCAGUGGUUCGACCAUGAAAAUUAUGGCCUUGAGCCUCAAAACAGAUAUCUUAUGAAAGAGCCGGUAGUAAAUGACGAUCUUCCAAGCCGUAUACUCUGUGGAGCCAUCAAGGUGAAAUCCAGAGUGACAGAGCUCACAGAAACUGCUGCCAUCUUUGAGGAUGGGACGGUGGAGGAGGACAUGGAUGCCAUUGUCUUUGCAACAGGAUACACGUCCUCUUUUCCUUUCCUUGAAGAUUCACUUGUUAAAGUAGAGGAUAACAUGGUCUCACUGUAUAAGUAUGUGUUCCCUCCUCAGCUGGAGAAGUCAACCCUUGCCUGCAUUGGUCUCAUCCAGCCCCUCGGUUCCAUUUUCCCAACUGUUGAACUUCAAGCCCGUUGGGUGACGAGAGUUUUCAAAGGCGUGUGCACCUUGCCCUCAGAGAGGACUAUGAUGGCAGACAUCAGCAAGAGGAACAAAAAAAGGAUUGACUUGUUUGGCGAGAGCAAGAGCCAGAUGUUGCAGACCCAUUACAUCGAUUACUUGGACGAGCUCGCCUUAGAGAUAGGUGCCAAGCCGGACCUCCUCGCUCUAGUGUUAAAAGAUCCUCAACUGGCUGUGAAACUCUACUUUGGACCCUGCAACUCCUAUCAGUAUCGUCUGGCGGGGCCUGGGCAAUGGGAAGGAGCCAGGAGUGCCAUCCUUACCCAGAAACAAAGGAUGCUAAAGCCGUUAAAGACACGCACUGUAAAAUCUUCUCUUCAUUUCCCAGUUUCCUUCCUGUUAAAAAUCCUGGGGCUUCUUGCUGCCGUUGUGGCCUUUUUUUCCCAACUUCAGUGGUUCUAAUCUGUCGGUCUAACGCUUUUGCCUUUAUUGUCAGUCAGUACCUCUUCAAGCAAAAAAAAAAAAAAAAAAAAAAAAA